AUGGUGUGCCGAGUGCAUAGUGCUAAUUUUACUACAACUAAUCCUGUACCUAUUCCACAUGAGUGGUAUGAGCCAGGUGACCCUGUCAUUGGUGAGAUAGCAUCUCUUAUUCGCUACUUCCUCCCCAAUUUUUUAUUUAAUAUACACCCCACUGAAGUCUUGAUUGACCACCCAAUGGUGUUAUCAAAGUUCUACCAGCACAUCCUUGCCCUGGUGUUUGCGAUUGAUGAGAUCAAUGAGAAUCCCAAGGUCUUGCCCAAUCUCACGCUUGGGUUCCACAUCUAUGACAGCUACUAUGAUGCUAAAAUGACGUACCGCACCACUCUGGAUCUGCUGUUUAACUCACAUACCUUUGUCCCCAACUACAAAUGUGGCUACCAAGAAAAUGUAAUAGGAGUCAUUGGGGGACUUAGCUCUGAGGUCACCUCGUGUAUGGCAGACAUCUUGGGUCUUUACAAAAUUCCACAGACUUCGUAUGGUUCAUUUGAAGCAGUCACAAAUCAUCAAAUUAAGUUCCCUUCCUUUUACCACAUGGUUCCUAAUGAAAGACUUCAGUACCAGGGAAUUAUCCAGUUGCUUCUGCAUUUUGGAUGGAAAUGGGUUGGGCUCAUCACUCCUGCUAAUGAAGCUGGAGAACGUUUCUUGAAUACCAUUGAACCAAUGCUUUUCAAGAAUAAGAUCUGUUCAGCAUUAACAGAAAGAAUUGAAUACCAUAUCCGUUACACUGGUAACAUGUUUGAUAUGCUCCACUCAUUCCUACAGAAGAUCUCAUUCAACAACUCUGCUGGGGAUGAAAUUACAUUAAAUGAACGUGGAGAAUUAGCAGCUGGUUUUGAUAUUACAAAUUUGAUCACUUUCCCAAAUAGAUCCUACAUCAGGGUCAAAGUGGGAAGGCUGGAUCCUCAGGCCCCUCCAGGCAAAGAGCUCACCAUUAAUGAUGGACAGAUUGAAUGGCACAGGGGCUUGACUCAGGUGCCACCUCAGUCACUAUGUAAUGACAACUGCCGUCCUGGUUACGGGAAGAAAAAGAAGGAGAAAAGUAAAUUUUGUUGCUAUGAUUGUGAACCAUGUCCCAGUGGGAUGUACUCAAAUGAAAAGGACAUGGAAACAUGUAUCAGUUGCCCAGCAAAUAAGUAUCCAAACCAAGACCAGGAUAAUUGCAUUCCAAAGAUUCCAAACUUUCUGGGCUUUGAUGAAAUUUUAGCCAUCAUUUCAACUUCCUCUGCACUAUUGUUCUCUCUGAUCACAGCUCUAGUGUUGGGCAUCUUCAUUAAGCACAAGGACACCGUGAUUGUCAAAGCCAACAAUAGAAGCCUCACUUACAUUCUCCUUGUGUCCCUCCUCUUGUGUUUCCUCUGCUCCUUGGUGUUCAUUGGAACACCUAAGCAGGCAACCUGCCUUCUCCGACAAACAGGUUUUGGCAUCGUCUUCUCUGUGGCCCUCUCUAGCAUCUUGGCCAAAACUAUAUCAGUGGUUUUGGCAUUCAUGGCUACUAAGCCAGGAUCCACAAUCAGGAAGUGGGUUGGCAAAAAACUGGCUUAUUCCAUUGUCCUCUCUGGCUCAAUUGUUCAAGUAGGGCUCUGUGGAGUUUGGCUGGCAACCUUUCCCCCAUUCCCUGAUUUGGACAUGAAAUCAAUGAGUGAAGAAAUUAUAUUCUUAUGUAAUGAAGGGUCCGUCCACAUGUUCUACUGUGUUUUGAGCUACAUGGGCUUCCUGGCCACUGUCAGCUUCACUGUGGCUUUCCUAGCCAGGAAGUUACCUGACAGCUUCAAUGAAGCCAAGUUCAUCACCUUCAGCAUGCUGGUCUUCUGCAGUGUUUGGAUCUCCUUUAUUCCAACUUACCUGAGCACCAGAGGAAAAUACAUGGUGGCUGUGGAGAUUUUCUCCAUCUUGGCUUCUGGUGCUGGAUUACUCGCUUGCAUCUUUUUCCCCAAAUGCUACAUUAUUCUUGUGAGACCUGAGUUGAACACCAGAGAACAUCUAAUGCAAAGAAAGAUAUAA
Molecule: messenger RNA, 2001 nt
Organism: Zootoca vivipara (common lizard)
Lineage: Eukaryota; Metazoa; Chordata; Lepidosauria; Squamata; Lacertidae
Source: RefSeq, a predicted model, not a curated record